Molecule: messenger RNA, 903 nt
Organism: Durusdinium trenchii
Lineage: Eukaryota; Dinophyceae; Suessiales; Symbiodiniaceae
Source: the annotation of a GenBank genome assembly
AUGGAAACAGUUUCUGCAGAGAAAGCAGACGAAAAAGCUGAGCAGCUGCUUCGCAGGGCGAAACAGCUUCGGGAGGAACUACAGGCUGAUGUCAAAGGCCCUGCAGUCACUCGUGUGCAGCCUGCGAAUUGGAGACCCGACCCAGUUGAGUGGUCCACCCGUGCAGUGGCGGAGUUGGAACUCAUUUUGGCAGAGGAUCCCAUGUGCACAGGUGAGAGGGACAAAGAGGAGUCGAAUGGCAGUCGAAAGGAUGAUGAUGACACCCAACGUGAGAGAGAAGAGAAAGUGCCGAUGACAUCGCAGCCACCUUUACCAAUCUCAGAUGUACGCAGUCUGCCUGCUGCCGGAUCUACGCUUCGAGGCUUUGAUGGACUUAACCUAAAGCUCGAAACCCUGGAUCUGACCACCUUUGGACUUCGCAAGAUCAGGGAUGCGGAUGGGAUUUGGCUACGCUGCCGUGUGGUCUUGGGCCAAAGUGCCAAGACGGAAGUGGAGGAAAUCCUUCUCCGAUGUCCAGAAAUUCAAGGACACAGAGUGGAUAUCCAACACUCCUCACAUCAGCAAAAGCAAGCGUCUGUGGAUUGGCAAACCGUGGCAAGUGAACCGCUUCAACUUGGGCUGCUGAUCAGCUCGAAGACAAAAACGAAAGGGCGAGAAUCACGAGAGAAAGGCCACGCCCUGACACCUGUGGCCGAGGCCAACCUGCUGUGGUUUGCUGCCCUGCUGGAACCUGGGGCCACUUGUCCUUUCACCUGCGAGCUGAAGUCUGUGGAGUCCACAGGGGCAAAGAACCCACCGGUUGGACGCCUACACUUUUCGAUGGAACUCACGGUCUCUUCUGCAGGUGAUUCUCCCCAAGGACAAGCUGAUUCCAGUUGUGCCCCAAUCUUCCACAAUGUUUAG